AUGAGCAGUGCCGAACAGCUUUUCCUUCUCGCCGACCACAUUAAGCUGUCUUUACUGGAACGAAAGAGAGCCCAAAGCCUUGGUCUGGACAAUGAUAGUCAAGACGGACACCUGUCACGAUCGUUUGAGCAGUUCAGAGUAGGGCUGGGCAACCAGUCAGUUAUAUUAACCACCAUCUUGUCUGGCAGCGCGGCAUCAGCCUUGAGCGACUCAAUUUCAUCUCUUCGGGAGCAAUUUGGAAACCUCACUUCGCAAUUUCACGGCUUUGCAUCGCCUGCAACCAUCGAAACGGUCACACACCCCAACUCGCAAACGCUGGCGGACGACUUCCAACAUGCGACAUCCACCCCAUCCGCCUACCGCAAAUCAAAAUCUGUGAGAUUCAGUGACACACCUGCAUCGCCGUCAAAUGAUCUGUUCGGCCGCUAUCGGGACGAUCCGCCGAACGACUCGGCUGGUUAUCGCCAUCAGGCCGGCGACAUGUCGAAUCAGCAAAUACACGAAUACCAUUCCCAGAUCAUGGAAGAACAAGACGAGCAACUCGAUCGCCUUGGUGUGUCUAUAAGCCGCCAAAGAGAGUUGAGUAUGCAAAUCGGAGACGAACUCGACAGCCACGUUGAAAUGCUGGAUGAGAUAGAUGGAGUUGUCGACCGCCACCAGAGCCGCCUCGACAGGGGUCAGAGAAUGCUGGGGAAGAUUGCAAGAGGAGCGAGCGAAAAUAAGCAAAUGACCACUAUCAUCGUUCUUAUCAUAAUUCUUGCUCUCUUAAUUGCAAUACUGAAAUAG
Molecule: messenger RNA, 786 nt
Organism: Beauveria bassiana ARSEF 2860
Lineage: Eukaryota; Fungi; Ascomycota; Sordariomycetes; Hypocreales; Cordycipitaceae
Product: Target SNARE coiled-coil domain containing protein
Exons: 2
Coding region: 1-786 (261 amino acids)
Biological process (GO): vesicle fusion; intracellular protein transport
Cellular component (GO): SNARE complex; endomembrane system
Molecular function (GO): SNARE binding; SNAP receptor activity
Source: RefSeq, a predicted model, not a curated record